AUGGAUAACGAACUCAAACUGCCCAUCCUCAUCCUCAUAGUCUUGACAGUCUUCGGCUUAGCACUCGUUGGGUGCAUCUGCUACAUGGACCCCGACCACAUCAUGAUGAGGAUCAUUCGCUUCCUGUUCUUCGAAGGCGGCGCCGUGGUCAUACAAAGGAAUUUCCGAGCGAAUGAGAUCACCAUCAUCGGAGGCGCUGCCGUCAUGAGCGUCACUAUCGCGGCUGAAGACGCCUCCAUUCCGAGAGACAUUGAUAUGCUCAAGGUGUAUACGCGGCGUUCAAGACCGAGCCACGUACAUACGCAACUAGUACACCACCGGAGAGCAUAG
Messenger RNA from Parastagonospora nodorum SN15, 330 nucleotides. RefSeq lists its product as hypothetical. Lineage: Eukaryota; Fungi; Ascomycota; Dothideomycetes; Pleosporales; Phaeosphaeriaceae. The record is from RefSeq and is a predicted model, not a curated record. The transcript is spliced from 2 exons. The coding region runs from base 1 to 330 and encodes 109 amino acids.